Messenger RNA from Aspergillus puulaauensis, 1110 nucleotides. Its product is annotated as tetratricopeptide repeat protein. The transcript is spliced from 6 exons. Gene Ontology annotation, molecular function: protein binding. The coding region runs from base 1 to 1110 and encodes 369 amino acids. NCBI's taxonomy places the organism in Eukaryota, Fungi, Ascomycota, Eurotiomycetes, Eurotiales, Aspergillaceae. The record is from RefSeq and is a predicted model, not a curated record.
AUGCCGUUGCGCGAUAUCCUCCACAAGAAAGACAGGCUUAACAGCUCCGACAAUCAAUAUGCCACAAGCACGAUAGACACUCAUGAAAACUCCGUACCUGAGAUCAGAUUCGUCCGCUCGGACACCACCACUCAGGAUAUCAUCAUCCCACCAAGCCACCAGGAUGAUGAAAGCUAUCUAGCCUCAGCGCGGCCAUCCUCUUCCUCCUCGCAUCGGAAAUCGCUGAAUCCAUUCCAUCGCUCGAGGUCUCCCUCUGAAUCGGGGGAAUUAGCAUCGCCGACACGCCCGCGGGGAGAAAGACGGUUGUCGCAUUUGUUGCGUCGUGAUCGGCGAGGUUCCUCGGCUUCCGCCAACAUUCCAUCGGACCUUCCGCAGAUAGAACCCAAUAUUUGCGACGAGCAGGAUCGGGAAGCUCAAUGGGAGAAGCGAGCAACUUUCCUUGCGCAGCAUAGCCCGCAACCUGGAUCAUCACCUGGUCAUUCGCCUGCUCCCUCAAUAGGCCUUGGUUCGGACAGUAUACGACCUCAGUCUCGGAGUUCCAGCCAUAGUCGGAUCAACGAUCCGCAAGGCGAUGUUAAUAUCCAAGAAGCCAUCCGACUGCAUGAAGCUGGUGAUUUGGAGCUGUCAACAAGCAUGUUUGGCCGACUAGCGGACCCGAAUGGUGCCAAUAAUGCGCUUAGCCAGGUGCUUUACGGCCUUGCGUUGAGGCAUGGCUGGGGCUGCACCCCAGACCUCGAAAAGGCGAUAAUAUAUCUUUCGGCUGCAGCGUCAAACUCAGCGUCGAUCGAGGCCGAAGCUCUCGCGGCAGGCCUCAAGAAAGGCGGCGCCGCUAAGGGCGAGCUUAUCCUAGCUAUUUUCGAAUUGGGAAACUGCUUUCGCAACGGCUGGGGUGUCAAGAAGGACCCAGCAGCGGCACGGCAGUACUUUGAAACAGCUGCCAACCUGGGCGAUGCAGAUGCCAUGAAUGAAAUUGCCUGGUGCUAUCUCGAGGGAUUCGGAGGCAAGAAAGACAAAUUUGCGGCCGCUAAAUACUACCGAUUGGCUGAGGGACAAGGAAACAAGAUUGUGGGAAAUUCUUGGAUUUGGAAAGACAAAUACAACCCGAAAUAA